AUGACAGCAUACACACCACCAUCCCCAGGAUCAAAGAUUAUCAUUGUCGGUGGAGGAUGUUUCGGUCUUUCUACUGCACAUGCACUGUCUUUGAAGAAAAAGUAUGAUAUUUGGGUAUUUGAUCGUCUUCCCAUUCCUGCAACAGAUGCUGCUUCAACAGAUAUCAACAAGAUUGUCAGAAUGGACUAUGCUGAUGACACACUUUACCUGCAAUUGAUGCUUGAGGGUAUGCCCAUAUGGCGACAAUGGAACAAAGAACGUGCUGCGGAAGGGCUUGGCCCAGUUUACAAUGAAACGGGUGUACUGUUCUUUGGAUCCAACGGAAAGUUCUCUGAUUAUGAAAAGAAGAGUAUCAAGAGUAUUACUGAGGCUGGUUAUGGCCAUGUGAUUGAACACCUCCCGACUCCCAAGAGCAUUACUGACAAGUACCCCCAGUUCAAAGAAGCAGUCGAAAAUGGUUAUGAUAUUGCAUACCUUAACAAGGAUGGUGGUUGGUGUAACUCAGCCGAAGCCGUGAAGCAUAUAUACAACAAAUGCAUAAAAAACGGUGUUCAAUUUGUGUUGGGCCCGGAUAAAGGCACAUUUGAGAAGUUCCAGGAGAAGCCUGGAAGCAGUGGUGUCAAGGAAGUGGUGGGAAUCGUCACUAAAGAUAAAAAAGUUCAUUACGCUGAUCGCGUUAUUAUGGCAACCGGUUCGUGGACACCUGGGUUGGUAGACAUAUCUACUCAAUGUAUUGCCACUGGACAAGUUGUUGCCCAAUUCCAACCACCACAGAGUCUUAUCACCAGCCUAAAGAAUCAGCCCGUUUGGUGUACAGAUGUUUCCAGAACAGGAUACUAUGGAUUCCCGGUCAAUGAAGGGGGGAGAAUGAAAGUAGCAAGACAUGCAACUGGCUAUAUUGCUCCUCGCCUUCAAGAUAACGUGUCAGUCCCAAGGACCCAGGUUACACAUUCUGGAGAUACUAUUCCAGUUGGCGCAUUGAAGCAUAUGCGUACUUUUCUCAACGGCUUCUUACCGCAGACCAGCUCGCUUGAUGUUGUUUACUCACGUAUUUGCUGGUACAGUGACUCUAUCGAUGGUGGGUUUGUGAUCUCGCCUCAUCCAGAAUAUAAAAAUCUUAUUGUGGCUUCAGGAGAUUCAGGCCAUGCGAUGAAGUAA
This is a messenger RNA of Phycomyces blakesleeanus NRRL 1555(-), 1158 nucleotides long. RefSeq lists its product as hypothetical. Gene Ontology annotation, molecular function: sarcosine oxidase activity; flavin adenine dinucleotide binding. The record is from RefSeq and is a predicted model, not a curated record. Lineage: Eukaryota; Fungi; Mucoromycota; Mucoromycetes; Mucorales; Phycomycetaceae. The coding region runs from base 1 to 1158 and encodes 385 amino acids. The transcript has 5 exons.